This is a messenger RNA of Nicotiana attenuata, 2639 nucleotides long. RefSeq lists its product as uncharacterized. The record is from RefSeq and is a predicted model, not a curated record. Gene Ontology annotation, molecular function: protein binding. Lineage: Eukaryota; Viridiplantae; Streptophyta; Magnoliopsida; Solanales; Solanaceae.
GCAUACGCCGAGUUUCCUCGAUAUCUAAUGCCACUGGUGCCAAGGACACGAUUGCAAGUUUAUUGGCAUCAUUAAUGGAGGUGGUGCGGACAACUGUUGCAUGUGAAUGUGUUUAUGUUCGUGCAAUGGUAAUAAAAGCACUGAUAUGGAUGCAAAGCCCUCACGAGUCUUUUGAUGAAUUGGAAUCCAUCAUCGCUUCAGAACUGUCAGACCCAGCUUGGCCAGCACCGUUAGUGAAUGAUAUAUUGUUAACACUUCAUGCUCGUUUCAAGGCUACUCCUGAUAUGGCAGUAACCCUUCUAGAGAUAGCAAGAAUUUUUGCCACCAAAGUUCCUGGAAAGAUAGAUGCAGAUGUGCUACAACUGCUAUGGAAAACUUGUCUUGUUGGAGCUGGUCCUGAUGGAAAACACACCGCAUUGGAAGCAGUCACUAUAGUUCUGGAUUUGCCUCCUCCACAACCUGGCUCAAUGUCUGGACUUACCUCAGUUGAUAGCGUAUCUGCCUCCGAUCCAAAGUCAGCCCUGGCAUUGCAGAGAAUGGUCCAAGCAGCAGUCUGGUUCCUUGGAGAAAAUGCAAAUUAUGCUGCCUCUGAGUAUGCUUGGGAGUCAGCUACCCCUCCAGGCACAGCAUUGAUGAUGUUAGAUGCAGAUAAAAUGGUUGCUGCUGCCAGUUCUCGUAAUCCUACUCUCUCUGGUGCUCUGACUCGACUUCAACGGUGUGCUUUUAAUGGUAGUUGGGAGGUUCGCAUAAUUGCUGCCCAGGCUCUUACAACUAUUGCAAUUCGAUCUGGUGAGCCUUAUAGGUUACAGAUCUAUGAAUUUUUACAUGCCUUAGCCCAGGGUGGUGUACAGUCUCAGUUCUCAGACAUGCAUAUUAGCAAUGGAGAGGACCAGGGAGCCAGUGGCACUGGCCUUGGAUCUUUAAUCAGCCCUAUGUUGAAGGUCCUUGAUGAAAUGUAUUCUGCGCAGGAUGAAUUGAUAAAAGAGAUGCGUAACCAUGAUAAUGCAAAAAAAGAAUGGACUGACGAGGAGCUAAAGAAAUUGUAUGAAACUCAUGAGAGGCUCUUGGAUAUCGUUUCUCUGUUUUGUUAUGUUCCAAGAUCAAAGUAUCUUCCUUUAGGGCCAACGAGCGCAAAGCUAAUCGAUGUCUACCGCACUCGGCAUAAUAUAAGUGCGUCAACUGGACUCAGCGAUCCUGCUGUAGCCACAGGUAUCUCCGAUCUUAUGUAUGAAACUACCAAAGCACAAGCUGCUGAGCCUGAAACAAUUGAUGACGACCUUGUGAACUUCUGGGCUGCAAAUCUGGGUGAUGAUAGCUUAAAUAAUGCACCUGCAAUUAACAGGGUUAAUGAGUUUCUUGCUGGUGCUGGUACUGAUGCUCCUGAUGUUGAGGAGGAGAACAUUAUUUCUAGACCCUCCAUGAGUUAUGAUGAUAUGUGGGCAAAGACUCUCCUAGAAUCUUCGGAAAUGGAGGAAGACGAUGGACGAUCAUCAGGAUCUUCCUCCCCAGACUCAGUAGGGUCAGUUGAGACAUCCAUAUCAUCGCACUUUGGUGGAAUGAACUAUCCAUCGUUAUUCAGUUCUAAGCCAUCUACUUAUGGGACUUCACAAUCCAAGGGGAAAUCUGGUGGGAGCCGAUAUAAGAAUAAUUCCUAUAGUGGCUCCUCAUACGAUGGCCUGGGAUCCCCGAUAAGAGAAGAGCCUCCACCAUAUUCAUCACCUACUAGAGAAAGAUACGAGUCGUUUGAGAAUCCUUUGGCUAGCUCUGGUUCUCACAGUUUUGGAUCCCAUGAAGAAGAGCGAGUCUCUUCAGGCAACCCACAGUCUGGUACAGCACUUUACGACUUCACUGCUGGUGGAGAUGAUGAGCUAAAUUUGACAGCGGGGGAAGAAGUGGAAAUUGAGUAUGAAGUAGAUGGCUGGUUCUAUGUCAAGAAAAAACGUCCUGGCAGAGAUGGGAAAAUGGCUGGCCUUGUCCCAGUACUCUAUGUCAGUCAAUCUUGAAGGCGCAGAGCUAUAUAUUACUAUAAAAUCCAGUUAGUAAAUUUUUGUUCUGCACAAAUUGUUGGAGCAACUUUGGCGUGUAAAGUUUCCUAUCACUAUGCACUGCUGGGUUCCACUAUAAUCAUCUGAAUUACAUGGAGCAUGAGUUCCGGAACAUAUGCUCCAUGCAUUUAUCAGAGAAACUUCUGUUUCUCCUACGUUGCCGUAGCAGAUGGUCCAAUGGAUAUAACUUAUGGUUGGUAGGGGAAGUCAUUUGGAGGUAAUUACUACAGCUUCUGCUGAUUCUAGGUGUGUGCCACAUUCGUUAACAUAUUUGGCAUUGUAUUUGCUGUUCGUGCUUAAGAACCACUUUUGUAUCUAGCAAGAACAGUUCUGGGACAGUAGUAGUACUCUUUUCGAGUGCAAGUAUCUUGAAAUUUUUCCCGGUCUUGUAUGGUGUCUUGUUAUGGAGAUUGGAAGCAUGGUUUCUAGUUCAUUCUUGUAUAUGGUGCUGGUUCUUGAUUUCUGUAGUCUCGAUAUGAAAGUUCAUAUCGUGUAUACUUAGCUGAUAUUUAGGAGUUAUUUUUUCUCGGGACUUGCAGAUUCUAUGAUGUGAUUUGAUCCUGUUAUGUGAAUUGAUUGGCAAAUUACAAAUUG